This is a messenger RNA of Linum tenue, 3989 nucleotides long. Lineage: Eukaryota; Viridiplantae; Streptophyta; Magnoliopsida; Malpighiales; Linaceae. The record is from the annotation of a GenBank genome assembly.
CGAGAAAACGGAAAAAGAUCACAGAUUGCGCGCAAACCAUCUCCCACCUCCAGAAGUCUAGUCGGAAUGACUCUCUGCUUCUGCUCUCUUCCUCGGCCGUCGCCAUUGAUCCACCAGCCGCAUCUCCCAUGGAAUCCAAACCCUAACAGCAGAUCGAACUCCUCGCUUUCCCUCUCAACUCAUCGCCUCGCUCCCUCUCCUCUCGCCGUCGUCAGAGUCGCCCAACCAGGCGCUGAAGUUGCAUCUCCAUCUCCGGAGAGCGCAGCGAUACUUCCGGCGGGCGAAGAAGAGGCGCUGGUUACAGGGCCUGUGAAUGGAUCCUCGGUGGAAGAAUCGGAGGUCAAACCGACGAGAGUUAAGAAGAAGAGCAGGGAAGACGAGGAUAGCGUCGACAAUAGGUUCACGCUUCGAAAUGGAAAGGAGGUUUUGGCUGAAAAUGCAUACCUAGUUGGAGUUGAGCGUAAAGGAGAUCCGGCUAAUACUUUUGGCAUAGAGGAGUCGCUCAAGGAAUUGGCUCAGCUUGCGGACACUGCUGGGCUUACGAUCGUUGGCUCGACGUAUCAGAAGUGAGUGUAGUUUCUGAAGUUUUUUAAUAUGUGAUUUAAGAAGUUGGAAUCAAUGGUGCUGCUGACUGAUGCUCAACUUGUGUAGCUAGAUACGACUAAGUACUCCAAAUGCGAGGUCAUACAUUGGCUCUGGCAAGGUCUCAGAAAUUAAGAGUGCGAUUCAUGCUCUAGAUGUUGAGACUGUGAUAUUUGACGAUGAGCUUUCUGCUGGGCAACUUCGUAAUUUAGAGAAGGCAUUUGGUGAAAAAGUUAGAGUUUGUGAUCGCACUGCCCUCAUCUUGGAUAUCUUCAAUCAGAGAGCUGCAACUCAUGAAGCAUCUUUACAGGUAAGUAUUUUGUAGGUUUGACUGUGCCAUGAAUAUGAAUACACUAUUUUCAGAUUCAUAAGCACAGAGGAAAAUAUAUUAGGUAAAUAGCCCAUGGAACAGUAAUUGAUGCUUUCCGCUAUGACAUUUACAAUAUUCAGGUAGGGUAUACAAACGCUGGGAAGAGUACUCUCUUAAACCAAUUGACUGGAGCAGGUGUUCUAGCUGAGGACAAACUAUUUGCUACUCUUGAUCCUACUACUAGAAGGGUUCAGGUAAGUAACUUGACUAAUGACAAACAUCUUUCCAGUUUGAAUCUUCUUACAGUUUCCUUAUAUCCUCAGGGUAGUCAAACUUGCCACAUUUUCAAAAUUUGUAGCUAAUAUAAUUAAUGAAUGAAUGAGCUGUAACCUCAAGUUGGUUUGUGUGGUAUUGCUAGAAAUAGAUUUCAUUGGCUAAUGAUUUGAAGUACCAGAUAAACUUGAAGGAAAACUGAAAUAACUGCUGUUUGGUUGUGGGCCAGAUGAAGAAUGGAAAUGAGUUCCUCCUCACUGAUACUGUUGGUUUCAUACAAAAGUUACCCACUACCCUGGUUGCUGCUUUCAGAGCAACACUAGAGGAGAUUUCUGAGUCUUCGUUAAUGGUGCAUGUGGUCGACAUUAGUCAUCCACUAGCAGAGCAACAGAUUGAUGCGGUGGACAAAGUCUUAUCAGAACUAGAUGUUUCAUCAAUUCCAAAGCUAAUGGUUUGGAAUAAGGUUGACAAGGCCGCUGAUCCUCUGAAAACAAAAUUAGAAGCAGCAAAACGUCAGGAUGUUGUCUGCAUAUCUGCUCUGACUGGGGAUGGGUUACAAGAUUUCUGCGAUGCAGUCCAGGACAAAUUAAAGGACUCAAUGGUGUGGGUGGAAGCUUUGAUUCCCUUUGACAAAGGGGAGCUGCUGAGCACAGUACAUCAAGUAGGGAUGGUGGAGAGAACUGAAUAUAUGGAGAACGGGACACUAAUCAAGGCACAUGUACCCCUUAGAUUUGCACGUCUACUGACUCCGAUGAGGCAUCUUUGUAAAGUAUAAUCUCCUAUGGGAGGUGGAUCAUACAAUGUCAAAUUACAUGUUGUAUGAGUGCCAGUCUUAUAGAACAGCCUCUGUUGCUCAUCUGUCGAAAAACUUUGUACAUGUAUAUUCUCUUCUGAAAUCAAUCCCAAAAGGCAAAGGAUGCCACAUCUUUUUCUGUAUAUUAUCCCUAUCCCUUAAAUUAAAAUGUUGAUGGUCCUCACUGGACUGGUGAACUAAAGGAUGCCAUCUCCUGAUGGCAGAUGGCGCUUCCUGCCCAGUUAAGUUGACUUCCACGUUUUCUUCAGUAAACAGCUCAAAUAUGCAGCCAAAAGCCUCAGUACAAGCCAACCGGAGGAAAGUGCAGGGGACCAGGCAUGGGAGAUGAUGUUUGCAUAGAUAUGCAUCAUCAAGGCAUGGCCUUGGAGCAGUUAGUAACAGAAACUACUCCACAGACAAAAGAAGCCUUCCCUUCACAUGCAUCCACCUCUAGAGGUUGAAGACAAAAUCAAAGCUAUCUGGAUUAGGUGGUGCUACUGAAGGAUUUGGUAAGGGAGAGUGGUUACGUUCUCCAUGCAUAUAAAGUAUUGCCAAGGAUACUGCAGAAUCAUAGAUAGCUAAGAACUGAUUUCCUACUUACUUGCUUACCAAUGGCAUUCUGCAAGGUCGCCUUCACCUUUUCUGUGAUUUUCCUUUCAUGCAACACCAUCGUUUCCUUUGCUCACCCUGUAGGUUUCGGCUGGUGGGGUGGUGAUCGUGCUCCUGUUUCCAGCAUUGGAUCUGCAGGUCUGUUUCCCGGAUACUAUCGAGUUUCCUGCCCUCAAGCUAACGAAAUUGUCAUCUCGGUGCUGAAAAGGGCCAUCUCUGGAGAUCCCAGGAUGGCUGCUUCCUUGCUCAGACUCCAUUUCCACGAUUGCUUUGUGCAGGGUUGUGAUGCGUCAGUGCUAUUGGACAGUACUUCAAAGAUUGCUAGUGAGAAGAAUGCAGGUCCAAACAGGAACUCUCUCAGAGGAUUUGAUGUGAUUGACGAGAUCAAGGCUGAGUUGGAAAAUGCUUGCCCUCAAACCGUCUCUUGCGCGGAUAUUCUUGCCAUGGCAGCUCGUGGCUCUACUGUACUGAGCGGUGGACCAAGUUGGGAGCUCCCCUUGGGAAGAAAGGACUCGAGAACAGCAAGCCUCGGCUUGUCCAACCAAAACAUCCCACCUCCGAACUCCACCAUCCAAACCCUCAUCAGUCUCUUCAAACGCCAAGGCCUGAACGAGAUCGAUCUUGUCUCCCUCUCCGGAGGGCACACGAUUGGAAUGGCAAGAUGCACAACGUUCAAGCAGAGGCUCUACAACCAGAACGGGAACAACCAGCCCGAUCUGACGCUGGAGAGGACUUAUUACUUGGGGCUGAAGUCAGUCUGCCCACAAUCAGGCGGCGACAACAACAUCAGUCCUCUGGAUGUGUCCUCCCCUGCGAGAUUCGACAACACCUACUUCAAGCUCAUCCUGUGGGGGAAAGGGCUGCUGACUUCCGACCAGGUGCUGUUCUCUGGCAAUGUCGGGAACACGAUGCAGUUGGUGAGGCGAUAUGCAGAGGACGAGGAGCUGUUCUUUAAGCAGUUUGCCAAGUCUAUGGUCAGAAUGGGGAACAUCGGCGCUCUUACUGGGCUCAAGGGUGAAGUUAGAAAGAACUGCCGCCAUGUAAAUUAAUCGAUCGAUUGAUCGUUGAGCUGUGUCUAGUGUGCGUUUGGAUAUAGUUGAAGGAUAUGUCUGUGUUAUGAUAUGAUCAUUGCAAUGCAAUCUGGUUCCACUGUCAGGUAAGCUAUGAUGGCGACCACUAAAUUCACCAACGGUCUAAUAUAAUAGCUGAGUUGUUUCUUUUGGCUUUUAUGCAACCAUUGAAUGAUGUUGGUCUUCUUGAUCUAUGUUGUAGUUGUAGAUUUUGUUCAUAUUAAAACGAAUUCUUGGUAGGCGUAGAAUUGGUAAAUGGUUAGUUGUAGUUGGCAGUUGGCUCAAGAUAGUGUGGGUUAUGCACCUAUCAAUAACUAAAUUUGGAUUCUUUAUUUAGAAAAUUCAGAUCUAA